CGAAUACCCAGACGCAGGAGGGUAUCUCUUGCAUGCACUUCUUGUCGACAGAGAAAGUCCAGGUGUGAUGGCAUCCGACCUGGCUGUUCUACUUGUUUGGAGCUCAAUCUGCCUUGCUGUUACGAAGACCUGCAAUCUCCGGAAAAGAAUGGCAAGAGAAAAGAUGGCCAGCCCACAUAUGUACAGCUCACCCAAAGGGUGAAGGAACUAGAGGCAAGAUUGAGUCCAACGACGGCAGAAGCCGUAGCCGAACCAUCUCCCAACCCAACCGAGGCGGUGACAAUGGAUGACGAGACUUCCGUCGAUGCCCUUGCCACCAAUGCUUUUGACGAAGUACCGCAAAGGGAUAUUGGCUAUUUUGGUGAGACCGGA
Trematosphaeria pertusa is the source of this 372-nucleotide messenger RNA. RefSeq lists its product as uncharacterized. Gene Ontology annotation, molecular function: zinc ion binding; DNA-binding transcription factor activity, RNA polymerase II-specific. Gene Ontology annotation, biological process: regulation of DNA-templated transcription. The transcript has 3 exons. The annotation marks the transcript as partial. Lineage: Eukaryota; Fungi; Ascomycota; Dothideomycetes; Pleosporales; Trematosphaeriaceae. The record is from RefSeq and is a predicted model, not a curated record.